Messenger RNA from Rhineura floridana, 4750 nucleotides. RefSeq names its product HMG-box containing 4 (gene HMGXB4). Lineage: Eukaryota; Metazoa; Chordata; Lepidosauria; Squamata; Rhineuridae. The record is from RefSeq and is a predicted model, not a curated record.
AUGGCUUAUAAUGACUCCAAGAAAAAAGAAGAUUGCUUAGAGAGUGACCGAAUUGAUGAUGUGGGACUAGUAGCAGGCAGAACCCAGCGAGAGAAGAAAUGUUCCUACAAGGAUCUGCUUCGGGAAGAGGAGGAGAUAGCUGCUCAGGUUAGGAAGAAUUCAAAGAAGAGGCUGAAGGAGAGUGACCUGUUCUUGCUGGGGACAGAAUCUCACAAGAAGAAGAGGAAGCACUUCAAUGAGUACUCUUACAGAGACCUUUCUUCUCUUCAGUUAUCCUUGCCUUUGCAAUCAUCUUCAAAAAAGAGGAAAAAAGUAGUGAUGAGCCCACCCUCUGCUGAUACUGCCAUGGAUCUGCUUAAGGCCAUCGCCUCACCUUUAGCCACAGGCUCCAAGUCCUCUAAAAAGUCAUCUGAAAAAUCAUCUCAUUCUAUAUUUUCUGCCUCUGAUUAUUCAGAAGGCAAGAAGGAACACCACAAGAAAAAGCUGAGCGGAAGCAGCAGCAACUUGACCUUGGAUGAAAGCACUUUGCACAAGUCGAAAAAGAUGAAGCCCCCCCAUGUGAACACUGAAAUGUUGACCUUGCGUGAACCUGAUGGUUUAAAGAUGAAACUCAUCCUCUCACUGAAGGAAAAUGGGGGAAGCACAAUGGAGGAGCCCUUUCCACAUUCAGUAGCAACAAAGAAAUCUAAGAAGUCAGCUCGGGAUGAACAGGGAUCAUUUCUCCCUAGCCACGAUUUGCACAGCUUCUUGAAAUUGUCCCAAAAGAAGCACAAUCCACUUCCAGAUCCACGUCUUUCUCCAGCUGCUGAGAGCUUUAGCUGAGACACACCCCUUUUCCCAGAAAGCCAAAGCAGCGAGUUUGAGCUUUCAGGCCUGGAACCACAAGUGGAAUCAAGUUCAUCCUCUGGAGGUGAGUUGGAAGCUGGAGAACUAGUAACUGAUGAUUCGUACCGAGAGAUGAAAAAGAAGAAGAAAUCAAAGAAGAGUAAAAAGAAGGACAAGGAAAAGAAGCAUUCCAAAUCCAAGAAGAGUUCUGCGCUUUCUUUGCUGCCAGUAGCAGAAGUAACAGCUCCACUGCCAAUGUCUCCACCCAGCACACAGUUUGCUAUUCCUGCACCUCCUCCACCACCUGUUUUUCAUACAGAUGGCCAGAGUGAGAAAAAGAGAAGAGAGAAAUCGGACAAAGAGAAGCCAAAGAAGAAGAAUAUGUCUGCCUACCAAGUAUUCUGUAAGGAAUAUCGUGUGAACAUUGUGGCUGAGCAUCCAGGAAUAGAUUUUGGUGAUCUGAACAAAAAGCUGGCAGAAGUUUGGAAACAGCUUCCAGAGAAAGAUAAGCUGGUUUGGAAACAGAAGGCUCAGUAUUUGCAACACAAGCAGAAUAAAGCAGAGGCUACAACAGUGAAGAGGAAAGCAACCUCAUCAGAGGGUGCUCCAAAACUGAAAGGUAACCUCCACAUUGCACUGCUUCUGUAACGGGUGCUUUCACCCUAUAAGAAGUCUCCAUCUAGCACUGUAGUGUUCUCCUCCUCACCCAUCAAAGUUCCUGAAACAGAUCCCAUUGAUGUAGCUGCACAUUUGCAAUUACUUGGUGAAUCUCUAUGUCUUAUUGGCCACAGGCUACAGGAGACUGAGGGGAUGGUGGCUGUGUCAGGAAGCUUAUCAGUGCUUCUGGAUGCAAUAAUCUGUGCCUUAGGCCCUUUGGCAUGUCUGGCAUCCCAGCUCCCUGAACUAAAUGGCUGCCCCAAACACAUUUUGUCAAACGUAUUGGACAACAUUACCUACAUCAUGCCUGGACUCUGACAAUAAAAGGGUAAUGGAAAGUGCCCUGCUGCCAUGUAGUUGAUGUGUGUACAUAAGUGCUAUCCUGGCAUUCUUCAAAAGUUCAACAUGUAGGGCUUUUAAAGUUUUCUGUCUGUAACAUAUUGAAUAGAAUUGUACUGCUCUGCUUGAUUUUAUGAAAAGUUUCAGUCUUAAAUUUGAGGGACUUAGAGAACGUUUUCUCUCAGAUUGGAUGUUUCUAUAUAAUUAGAGUUGGGAAGUCUUUUGAUACAUCAGCUUUAACAUGGAAUUUAAAAAAAUGGAAUUACUUUUACUUGGAAAAGUCAAGCAGGUUUGGGGCAAAUCAAGUAUCAUAGGCACAGCCCUGCUCUUCAAACACUAAUUUGGGCAGAAAUGUUUUUCUUCUCUGAGAAAUUUAUUGGUUGAAGGGUUAACUUGCAUGUUGUUAAAAGUAACACUGGGAAAGAAAUUUGUGGUAGUGGUGUUUUGCUGAGGGCUAGUGCUGUCACCAGGAAUCCUCCUUACUAAUUCUUCCAACCAUAGUAGAGGUGCUAAUUUAGAUUCAGGCUUGAAUGAAUACUCAAUUUAAGAGAAACAAGGGCUUCUUGAUGUGGAUUAGUAAAACAGUAGAAAAAUGCAUUGCUUCUCCACACAUUGUAACUACUCUAUGGAUUCUAAUGUUUAGACUAGUGCUUGAAUAUUCUAAAGAGGGAGCCCUUUAUGAAAUCCACAAGCCCCACCUCAACUCCUUCUGAUUUUAGCCAGUGUCCCUCCUCUCUCCCUCCUUCCCCCUCUCUCCCAAGAGACUCAAAAAACAGUAGCUAAGGUACCACCAUAAAAGGUGGGGGUGGGGGCAGGCCUCCUCUAGCCCAUUUAUAAUUCUUGUCAAGGAUUAUCAAUACCUUGGCACAGUCAUUAACCAAAAUGGAGACCAUAGUCAAGAAAUCAGAAGGCUAGGACUGGGGAGGGCAGCUAUGAGAGAACUAGAAAAGGUCCUCAAAUGCAAAGAUGUAUCACUGAACACCAAAGUCAGGAUCAUUCAGACCAUGGUAUUCCCAAUCUCUAUGUAUGGAUGUGAAAGUUGGACAGUGAAAAGGGUGGAGAAGAGAAAAAUCAAGUCAUUUGAAAUGUGGUGUUGGAGGAGAGCUUUGCGCAUACCAUGGAUUGCACAAAAGACAAAUAAUUGGGUGUUAGAACAGAUUAAACCAGAACUGUCACUAGAAGCUAAAAUGAUGAAACUGAGGUUAUCAUACUUUGGACACAUCAUGAGAAGCCCUGAUUCACUAGAAAAGACAAUAAUGCUGGGGAAAACAGAAGGGAGUAGAAAAAGAGGAAAACCAAACAAGAGAUGGAUUGAUUCCAUAAAAGAAGCCACAGACCUGAACUUACAAGAUCUGAACAGGGUGGUUCAUGACAGAUGAUUCAUAGGGUUGCCAUAAGUCGUAAUGGACUUGAAGGCACAUAACAACAACAUCACCAGCAACGAACUGAUGUAGUCUUCUUGUGGUGCUGAAAUGUAUGUUGUAGAGGUGGUGAUUAAGGUGAAUAAGGGCUUUUAGCUGAGCAAAAGACAUUGAUUAGGCAGAUCCCUUAUCCCCAGCCACAGGAUUUACUGCUCUGAGUGCCUGUAGCUCUUUAGGGAAGCACUUCUCUCUCACAUAGGCUAAAGUGUGGCAUUUUUAAUGUGUAUUUACAUUUUCACAUAUUGUUUCUGUAGUAGAUUAAUUUAUAUUGUAUAUAGCUGUAAUUAAAACAAAAAUUAUUUCCAUACUGUAUGGAAAACAUGAGCUACAUGUCAUCAUGUGAAACUGAAUUGUAUCUGUCAUUACCAAGCAUAGGCUCAAAAUGAAAGAGUAGCAGUGGGGUUUGAGUGAUGGAUGGAAACAAAAAUUAAAAAUUUUGUAUUGUGCCAGAAGUUCCCUUGCCACUUGUAAUUUAUAAAUUUAAAGUGACAGAAAAUAGGAUAAUUUUGGUUCCAGGACUAAAUUCUGUGCUCUUUCUUCAGGCCCCUAAAGUCUUAUUGGCAGUUGUUAAACAACUAGGUUCAAAGUAACAUUUAAGAGUGCAAUGCUGUGAUCCCCGAGAGGGCUUUCCAAGAGCCAUAGGACAGAAGAGGUCUAUCCUUCUGAUGUCUGAGAGGGAAACCCAGUGUCAGACCCUCCCUCUCUGUUGACCCCCUUUCCUCCAAAGCCCUGACCGAACUGUCAUCGGAGCCCUCUUGGUCCUGUGUUGUGCCCCCAAAUGAGGUUAGAGAUUUAGUUGUUCCUGAGUGUGACAAAAUCCUUCCCUCCCUUUGUUUCUGAUGAGAUGGAAAGCUUUUUUUAAAAAUGAUGAAAGACUGAAGAUCACAAGGGCAUUCCUACACCUACACUUAAGCCCAGCAGGGACAUUGAAUAUGAUAGUAGAACCAUAUUCAUAUUCCACAAACCCCUAGCCACCUUAGGAUUGAAGGCUAAGUGUUUGAGAACUGUUUCCACCCACUUUUUCCAAACUUCUAACAUUUAGAUAAGAGUUCUCUUUCUUCACAAGUUUUCCCCAGUUAAUCCCAAGGCGGACAGAUUAGCUAUAUAAGGUGCUAUUCUGUAAAUAAACCCACACGCUGGGAACUUAUGUCUUGUUUAUUACAGAGCUUUUAGUAUCUCAAGCAGCAUUGCAGUGGUAAAGAGAAUCCUGGGGCAAUCUCUUUCAAUCUGGAUAAUAAUUAGACACUUUGUUUCUACAGGAGACAUGUAAUACUUGGUUUAGAUUCCGAUAAAUAUACAGCCCUCAUAUUAAACAGUAGAAGGCGGUCUACUUCAGUUUUGCCAUCUGCACUAUGGCAAUAUUGAAGUUUUUAAAAGAAAAAUGUACUGAUGUACUUUUAUUUAAAAUUUGUACACAUUUGUAUAAUCUGUAUCUUGUGAUAUUUGGUACUAGAGAGCUUUGUACUUAAACCCGUGUACUUUUUUACAUUUGUUAUUUGCUGCCAUAC